AUGCUCACCAUACAAGCACUCUCAAUCAUCCUUGGCUGGUUGGCAUUACACGACCUCCCCGGCGUCGCCGCUCUCCCGGGUGCCUCCACAAUUCGACAUGUCUCCAGCAACAUCGACACCACCGAACCAAUUGCCAAUGGUCCCUACGCUGUCUCAGUCCCCGAUCGCCUCCGGAUCCUUGAGCCCUUCCACAUCGAACUCCCCAAAGACCGUGAAGACCAAAAUGAAGGCGCCGCUCUCGUUGAAGCCUAUUCAGCCAGCCCCGACUACGCUCGAUUGUCCGAUAUAUACAACUACCCUGCCUCUGCUUCCGCCGACCUCUGCGCGGUCUUGAAUGAUGAUACAACUCCUGGAGUUGAAGCUGAAGGGACGACUCAAAAUCCUCCGUUUCGAACUGUUACUUUGACCAACACCUUUACCAUGACUGAGACCAACACUCUAAUCAACACUCGGACCGCAACCUUAACUGCCACUGCCACCUUAACCGCCACUGCGACUGCCAUCAUCCCUUCCUAA
Molecule: messenger RNA, 516 nt
Organism: Neurospora hispaniola
Lineage: Eukaryota; Fungi; Ascomycota; Sordariomycetes; Sordariales; Sordariaceae
Exons: 2
Coding region: 1-516 (171 amino acids)
Source: RefSeq, a predicted model, not a curated record